AUCCUAAGGUCCGACAGUACGAUCUCACCAGUAUGAGAGAGCUGGUAACAGGGGGCGCUCCUCUCAAUCAAGAAGCCAACGAGGAAGUCAUUAUGACUGCUUUUCCUUUUUUGCAUUCUUUUCGUCAGGUUUACGGCCUAAGUGAGACAGGCUUUCUUGCUUGUGUCGAAACAGGAAGGAUUGUCCCCGACUCUGUUGGAAAACUGAUUUCUUCAGUAGAUUUGAAGGUGAUUCAUGUGGACACAGGGGUUGCUCUUGGUCCUUAUGAAGGCGGAGAACUUUAUGUUCGUAGUUCACAAACAAUGAAAAAAUAUCUACAUAAUCCCAAAGCUACAGCCGAGAUUUUUACACGAGACGGUUGGUUUAAAACAGGAGAUUUUGGCUACUAUGACUCGGAGGGAAACCUUUACAUCACCGACAGAAUAAAGGAAAUGAUCAAGACAGGAUGUCAUCAGGUUUCUCCCACUGAAAUAGAAUCUGUGUUAUGUAGUCAUCAGGCUAUAGAGGACGCUGCUGUAGUUGGUAUUCGAGACUCGGCCUUGGGAGAAGUACCUUACGGGUUCGUGGUGGCUAAGAAUGAUUGUCACGUGACACCGGAAAUUGUACUUGCGUUUAUUUCAGCUCGUCUAGCACCACAGAAACAACUGAAGUGGGUGACGAUUCUAGACAAAAUUCCAAGGUCUCAGUUUGGUAAAAUUCAACGUAAAUGGUUAAAAUAUUAUGCUAUUCAACAAUUGAAGAACUGACCACUGGUCAGUUGCUAUCAGGAAACACACUUGUUAGUGACAACUGAAGAGAGUAAAAACAAGCCCUUUGAGCUUGUGAUACAUUUGAA
Messenger RNA from Limulus polyphemus (Atlantic horseshoe crab), 835 nucleotides. Its product is annotated as luciferin 4-monooxygenase-like. Gene Ontology annotation, molecular function: CoA-ligase activity. The transcript has 5 exons. NCBI's taxonomy places the organism in Eukaryota, Metazoa, Arthropoda, Merostomata, Xiphosura, Limulidae. The record is from RefSeq and is a predicted model, not a curated record. The coding region runs from base 33 to 746 and encodes 237 amino acids.